CACAUGGUGCAGGAUCUUUCCACCCCUACACUCCAAAAACCCAAUCAGACAAGUGGCCGUAAUCUGAUUCCCAGUGUGCUGGGAGCAGCGGGCAGGCAAUGAGAGCUGCACUCUGGCUGGGGACGGCAUGAGUGAUAGACCCGCAGCAAGGCGGUGGGGUAAGUGUGGACCUUUGUGUAGAAGAGAGAACAUCAUGGUGGCUUUCAGAGGAGUCUGGACUCAAGCUUUCUGGAAAGCGGUCACAGCGGAAUUUCUGGCCAUGCUAAUUUUUGUUCUCCUCAGCCUGGGCUCCACCAUCAACUGGGGAGGGAAGGAAAAGCCGCUCCCUGUCGACAUGGUUCUCAUCUCCCUCUGCUUUGGACUGAGCAUCGCGACCAUGGUGCAGUGCUUCGGCCACAUCAGCGGUGGCCAUAUCAACCCUGCAGUGACCGUGGCCAUGGUGUGCACGCGCAAGAUCAGCAUCUCCAAGUCUGUCUUCUACAUCGUGGCCCAGUGCCUGGGAGCCAUCCUCGGAGCAGGGAUUCUCUACCUGGUCACUCCUCCCAGCGUUGUGGGAGGUUUGGGGGUCACCACGGUUCAUGGAAAUCUUACUGCUGGUCACGGUCUCCUGGUGGAGUUGAUAAUCACAUUUCAGCUAGUGUUUACUAUUUUUGCCAGCUGUGAUCCCAAACGGACUGAUGUCACUGGUUCAAUAGCUUUAGCAAUUGGAUUUUCUGUAGCAAUUGGACAUUUAUUUGCAAUAAAUUACACUGGUGCCAGCAUGAAUCCUGCCCGAUCCUUUGGACCAGCAGUUAUCAUGGGAAAUUGGGAAAACCAUUGGAUAUAUUGGGUUGGACCAAUCAUAGGUGCUGUCCUUGCUGGUGGCCUCUAUGAGUAUGUCUUCUGUCCAGACGUGGAAUUCAAACGCCGUCUUAAAGAAGCCUUCAGCAAAGCUGCCCAGCAAACCAAAGGGAGCUACAUGGAGGUGGAGGACAACAGGAGUCAGGUAGAGACGGAUGACUUGAUUCUGAAACCUGGAGUGGUGCACGUGAUUGACAUUGACCGGGGAGAGGAGAAGAAGGGGAAGGAACAGUCUGGAGAGGUGUUGUCUUCAGUAUGACUAGAAGACAGCACUGAGAGCAGACGAGACCCCCUAGAACUGUCCUCAGAUUUCUUUCCACCCAUUAAGGAAACAGAUUUGUUAUAAACUAGACACGUGCAGGUUUGUUUUUUCAUGUCAUAUUACUCAGUCUAAACUAUAAACAUUUUAUUAUUUACCAAGGAGGAAAGGAAAAACCCUAUUGUGAAUUUCAAAUCUAAACAAAAAAAAAAAAAAAAGAAAGAAAGAAAUCUUUUUGAAGUAUUUCCAAAGUGAUUUAUCUAGUUGCCUUUUGUUAACAACAAAUGUAAAAUGUGUAUCAGGAUUUGGAUAAGUCCUGCCUGACAGAAUUUACAGAUACACCUAUCAGUUUAUUCCUCCUCUCUAAGGAAAUAGGUAUUGUCAACACUGAUUUGAAUAUUUAUUCCAUCAAAUUGAGUUUAACAAUGACAAGAUACAGUACAUCCCAGAGUCAGGCACAUUCAGGAGGGGAAAUAGAACAUGUUCCUGUGUGGACAAUCCCGUAUUUAUAAACUACCUCUGCAAAAGAAUAUAAAGAAGGGUCACUGUCAUUUAUUUCCAUUUAUAUUGCAAAUUCCCAAGUUUCAUCCCCUCAUCCAAUUCAUAAUUUCUUUCCUCCUCCUCAGUGUGAUGUGGGACUAAAUCCCAGAAAUUUGGAAGAGUAUUCAAUAAAUCUGUACAUGUAUUAUUUUUACCUAAUAAAACAUUCAAACCGUAAAGGACACCUGUUAAGAUUCAGGACAAGCUGACUCGUAAAAUCUUAUGAGGGUGGGGGAAGAGUACAAUCAAGCAAAAAUCACCAAGGCAAAGGAAAUCUGCAUUAUGGUAUCAAGUGGUCAAUCUGCUUUCAGCACACAUCCUCCAAUGCACCAUCCGAGAGGUUAGCAAUCUAUGCUUUUAACCCCUUAACCACUUUGCUUUUUAUCUUUUUAAUUUAUUGGUGAAACUGGGGGUUUUGUUUGUUUGUAACAUUGGUUAUCUAUAUUUAAACAUUAUCUGAGACAUAUUUUGAUAACGAGAAUUUAAUUUAACUGGCUUUUUGUUGACUAAUAAGCUCUGUUCACCCUGUAAGUGUAAACUGGUCAGGUCCUAUCGUAAUCUCUGCUGUGCUCUCACUUCUCAUGAUGUUUGUUGAUCAUCUUCACUGUAAGUAUGAUGAGAUUUGAGUGAAUUAAAAUGCAUAACAAGCAAGGUAUGGCUUGGUUGCAGAAUAAAAGGGUGAGGUUAUCAGCACACUCUAUGCUCAAAGCUGACUUGAUGACCAGUCUUUCAUUCAUAGACACAUUGUAUAUAACCCAACGUGCUUUUAAAGUAUUUUUGUUAUUGACUCAUUUAUUUCUCACAAUGAUCUGUUUUUCCCGUUCUACUUUGCCUUUUGUCCAUAGUGUUCUCCAGAAACCCCAGUUUCUGUCAUCUUAACUGUCUAGCCUUUAUCUUAGACAAAGAGCUACAAAUGUCAAUUUCGAUGAACAAAAGCAAGUAGGAAUAAAGCAAAAACCUAUCCCUGCAAGGAGUGGCUUGUAAACAGCUGAUGAUCAAGGGCUUUCUCCUCCCAAGCACAGUUCCAACUCUAUGUCCCUUUUUAGUGUUAAUGGCAGUUGUGUGUCUGUUGCAGUGAGAUAAUGGACAACUAUUAAACCUGAUUUUCUUCGGUGGUAGGGAAGAGUGAUGUGUGGGAUUCCCAGCGAGUCAUCACACCAGUGUCAUGCCUGGGAGUGUCACUGGUGUAUUUCGUAGCAGGUGCCUAAAACCCAGGCCCCUUUAUCAGGAGCCACGGCCAUACCACACACGACACCAGUGACCCGUGGUUCCUUCUUGGCUGGGACAGCACCUAUAGAAACUAGGUGCAAAUCUCCCAAGGGUAGUGCCUGUCAUUUCAAAUGUUUGUACAACAUAACCACAAAAGGCUUAAAAUCAGGGGCGGUUCAGUUCAAAAGGUAAUCUCAAUCACUGGCAAACAUAUCAGCUCAAAAAUAAGUUUAGUUAACAAGGAAGUGCUGAACAGAUUUCCUGAAAACACUUAUCAUAACCUGGCUUAUAAUCAGUUUUAUUCUGUCAUAUGGUUUACUUCAUAUGCACACACUUUUACUCUCACUUCCAAUUAUAGCAUUCUAUAAGGUAGGGUUAAAAAAACAAAUGAAUGAUGUUUUUGUAAUUUGUUCUCUAGUGGCUAGCAGAGUGUCUGGCAUAUAAUAGGUGUGCAAAACAAGUGUGUUAAUAAAAGCAUAAUAGAUCUUAAAUUUGGGAUUUAAGAAUAUAAAUAAUUUUUGUUUAAUCUUUAUUUUGCUCAGUAUUUAAGAAAAGCAUGAUUUCAAGGACUUCUAAAGGAAGGAAAAAUAAAUGGGCAAAUCAUAAAAUAGAUUUUUGGAUUCUACUAUUUUUAGGGGCAUGAAUGAAAGCUUUAGUACUUUUUUCCCCUGCAUGGGAGACAACAUAUUUUGUAUUUCACUCAAGGCUCUGCCAGUAAAAAGUAAUGAAAUUGUACCUUUCUAAUGACAUCUAUGCAGCAGGGGUCUAUUGCCUUGUGGAUGGCACCAAAUUAUCCAAGUGUAUUAGGAGACUGGGGCUUUUUCCUUUAAUCCUUUCUUAUUAAUGAAGUGCAUGGUGCUGCUCCCAGGAGACUGCUGCUGACAGACACACAGAGAAGAGAUCAGAGAGGAAAAACUGGGAAGACAUAAAUGAAUUAUACCCCGCCAUGAAACAAUGCCAACUGUCUCUCCCCUAAGGAACAGUACAACAGCCAUCCCCAAAUUAUAAGGUGGUACUGACACCGAAAACGCGCAGAGCUUGUCAAAAGAAGAGUACAGAUGACAAAGCGACAUAUUUUAAGUCUCCUGGUUUUCUUAUAAACUUGGAGCCCAGAAUUUGAAUGUGGUUUCCAUUGUUGAAGAUGACGUUUUCUUCAAAGAGUCCUAACCUUUGGCGCUGGAAGGAAGCACUUCUAGGCCUAGAUAGUUGCCUAAAUUUAAGAUUCCUUCAGUUUGUUUCUGUUGUUUGAAUCUUUUUAUAAAUUCUUCUACUUGUUCUAUUAUCUGAGACUUUUCCUAACGGAGCUCAUAGGUACUAGGCAGAGCGGCUGCUCAGGGCUGAAGAUUUUACCUGGAGAUGAGAAAUAUUUGGAAAACAUAUGUGAUAAAAUUCAGCUACCAGAUUUAUUGGAGCUCUGAUUCCAAAUAGCACAGAAUAUUCUUCUCAGGCCUUGAAACCAGACGGCACGUGUAUUGGUUUAAACUCAAUAAUGGCAGGAAAAUCCCAAAAUAGAAUAGGAAAUUCAAACGUUAAAAUUAGGCCUGGCAAGUCCCUUUGUUCCAGCGUGUUGACGCCAUCCCCACAUGUUAUGAAUGUUUGACAAAGAAAUUGUCUUUGUGACAACUGAAGAUGACAGGGUGAGCCGAAUAGGCCACCUUAUCACGCAACACAAAAGCCAACAUGAAUUCUCGUCAUAAGCACCAUCGGAUAUGCAAAUGCAGAGCAUUUUGUACCCAAAAGUAAUUCUGCCUUUCCUAAUGUAUUUAUGGCAUGGAAAUUACUAGAAGACAUGGUUGCUAUCUGCAAAGUGUAAUGUAACAAAACUCAUUUUCUUAGCCACUAAUUUUGUGAGUUCACAUUUGUGUGUUGGUACUAUACAGAUUGCUCUAAAAACAGCAGCAACUUUUGAAACCCAUAAUUCUCUGAAAUAAAUGAAAAACAUUUAAUUCAGGGAUGAAAAACUCUGGGCACUCACUUUUGCAAAUGGCUAUAAUGGGUGAAAAUACAUACAUAUCAAAAAAAGUUAUACAACAUGUACAAUGAGCACUAAAUUUAAGAGCAGUUAUGAAGUUAUUCAAUCAUGUUCAAAAUCAAAGAGCUAAAAGAUACUCUUAUUAAUAAUUUACAUCUCAUCGGAAAUGUAUUUCUAAAUUUUCUUCAGGAUUUAUUAAAUAAACAUGCAAUUUAUGAAAAUAUAUAAACAACUAUUUCUCAUUUUUAUCACCCAAAUCACAAUAAAACUGUAAUUCAGAAUAAACUGGGGAAAAUAAACUGAACAUAUGGUUGUAUUCACAUUAUUUAUUAACUGAAAUGUUGCUCCAACAUUAGAGCUUAAUGUUGAAGAGAUUUUAAACUGUACUGUCUAAUAUUUGAAAUAAUCUUUUAAAGUAUUAGCACUGUGGUUGACUUCCUUGAAUUCUGUUGCGUCUCAUACUACUAAGCUUGUGCAAAUAAACUUUUGAAUGUUUUAAAAG
Nycticebus coucang (slow loris) is the source of this 5322-nucleotide messenger RNA. RefSeq names its product aquaporin 4 (gene AQP4). Gene Ontology annotation, biological process: transmembrane transport. Gene Ontology annotation, cellular component: basolateral plasma membrane; plasma membrane. The coding region runs from base 128 to 1099 and encodes 323 amino acids. Lineage: Eukaryota; Metazoa; Chordata; Mammalia; Primates; Lorisidae. The transcript has 5 exons. Gene Ontology annotation, molecular function: water channel activity. The record is from RefSeq and is a predicted model, not a curated record.